AUGGACGGGGCCCUAUCCAGACGGACGGACGGGCCCUAUCCAGACGGGCCGGACGGGCCCCUAUCCAGACGGACGGACGGGCCCCUAUCCAGACGGACGGACGGCCCCUAUCCAGACGGGACGGACGAGGCCCUAUCCCAGACGGACGGACGGGCCCUAUCCCGGACGGGCGGGACGGGGCCCUAUCCAGACGGACGGACGGGCCUAUCCAGACGGGACGGGCGGGGCCCCUAUCAGGACGGGACGGACGGGCUCUAUCAGGACGGACGGACGGGCCCCUAUCCAGACGGACGGACGGGGCCCUAUCCAGACGGACGGACGGACGGGGCCCUAUCCGGACGGACGGGGCCCUAUCCGGACGGACGGACGGACGGGGCCCUAUCCAGACGGACGGGGCCCUAUCCGGACGGACGGACGGGGCCCUAUCCAGACGGACGGACGAGGCCCCUAUCCAGACGGACGGACGGGGCCCUAUCCCGGACGAGACGGAUGGACAGGGCCCCUAUCCAGACGGGACGGACGGGGCCCUAUCCAGGACGGACGGGCGAGGGCCCCUAUCCAGACGGACGGACGGGGCCCUAUCCAGACGGACGGACGGGGCCCUAUCAGGACGGACGGACGGGGCCCUAUCCAGACGGACGGACGGGGCCCUAUCAGGACGGACGGACGGGGCCCUAUCCAGACGGACGGACGGGGCCCUAUCCAGACGGACGGACGGGGCCCUAUCCAGACGGACGGACGGGGCCCUAUCCAGACGGACGGAUGGACAGGGCCCCUAUCCAGACGGGCCGGACGGGCCCCUAUCCGGACGGACGGACGGGGCCCUAUCCAGACGGACGGACGGAUGGGGCCCCUAUCCAGACGGACGGACGGGCCCUAUCCAGACGGACGGACGGGGCCCCUAUCCAGACGGACGGACGAGGCCCUAUCCAGACGGGACGACGGGACGCGGGCCCCUAUCCGGACGGGACGGACGGACGGGCCCUAUCCAGACGGACGGACGGGCCCCUAUCCAGACGGGCGGACGGGGCCCUAUCCAGACGGGACGGACGGGGCUCCUAUCAGGACGGACGGACGGGCCCUAUCCAGACGGACGGACGGGGCCCCUAUCCAGACGGACGGACGGGCCCUAUCCCAGACGGACGGACGGGGCCCUAUCCGACGGGACGGAUGGACAGGGCCCCUAUCCAGACGGACGGGGCCCUAUCCCAGACGGAUGGACGGGGCCCUAUCCAGACGGACGGACGGGGCCCUAUCCAGACGGACGGACGGGGCCCUAUCCAGACGGACGGACGGGGCCCUAUCCGGACGGACGGAUGGACAGGGCCCUAUCCAGACGGACGGGGCCCUAUCCAGACGGACGGGGCCCUAUCCAGACGGACGGACGGAUGGUAA
Molecule: messenger RNA, 1395 nt
Organism: Coregonus clupeaformis (lake whitefish)
Lineage: Eukaryota; Metazoa; Chordata; Actinopteri; Salmoniformes; Salmonidae
Product: S-antigen protein-like
Exons: 2
Coding region: 1-1395 (464 amino acids)
Source: RefSeq, a predicted model, not a curated record